AUCGUUAUAGCCACAAGUAACAAACGGAGUAGUUUGAGCAGAAUAACCUUUUCAUUGUCCUCCUUGACUUCGACAGGAUUUUUAUUUGUGCCACAGACACCUUGUUAACAUAAAUGCAACUUUAUCACGGGUUGUUCGGUUGACGUCUUUCGAAGUUUUUAAACUUUUCUUGUAUUGGAGUGAGGCCUCAGUGCCAUGCCAGAGAAAUCCCAUAGCACGGCCCAUGACGUCCCAAUGGGUGAAGAAUCACCUCGGUUGUCCACUGCCUCUGUUGGCAGUUAUGACCGGGCCUCCACUGCUACGCUGUCCGAUUGUUCUGACUUCACAGAAGUCCAGACGCCCAUAAGCGUGGUCUCCACCAUCUCAUCCGGGUCUGGUUCCUCUCGGGAAGACGUUCUCCUGUCAGAAAUCCCAUCUACUGGUGUGCCUAUUGAGGACAACGCGGAUCUGGAAUUAACGCCUGCUGCUGAUCCGGAUGAGACUCAGGGCACUAGUCUUGCCCAAGCAACCACCCUCUUCCUCCAGCAAAAUAGCAGCAACACUAUUAACAACAACAACAGCUCCUCCGUUUCCAAUAGUUUCUCUCCAUUUGCUGCCAACACCAUGGCACCCAACCCUGAGCUCACCUACCUGGACCGUGUGGUCAUGGAGAUCAUUGAGACGGAGCGGAUGUAUGUGAGAGAUCUGCGGAGUAUCGUAGAGGACUACCUUGCUCACAUUAUAGACUCAGGAGAUCUUCCCAUAAAGCCAGAACAGGUGUGUGCUCUGUUUGGAAACAUUGAGGACAUCUAUGAGUUUAACAGUGAGCUCCUUCAAUCACUGGACAUGUGUGACAAUGAUCCUGUGGCCAUUGCCAGAUGCUUUGUGAUCAAGCGUGAAUAUUUUGACAUCUACUCACAAUAUUGCACCAACUACCCAAACUCUGUGGCUGCUCUAACAGACUGCAUGAGGAACAAAACUCUUGCCAAGUUCUUCAGAGAGAGGCAAGCUGCUUUAAAGCGAUCCCUGCCUCUAGGAUCUUACCUUCUCAAGCCUGUCCAGAGGAUCCUCAAAUAUCAUCUGUUACUACAGGAGAUUGCCAAGCACUUUGAUCCAGAGGAGGAGGGUUAUGAGGUGGUGGAGGAGGCCAUAUACACUAUGACUGGUGUUGCGUGGUAUAUAAACGACAUGAAGAGAAAACAUGAACAUGCAGUCCGUCUUCAGGAGGUCCAGUCUCUGCUCAUAAACUGGAAGGGACCUGAUCUGACUACAUAUGGAGAAUUGGUUCUCGAGGGCACCUUUCGUGUCCAUCGUGCCAAGAAUGAACGUACGCUCUUUCUCUUUGACCGCAUGCUCCUUAUCACCAAACGCAGAGGAGAACAUUACGUCUAUAAGACACACAUCUCGUGCUCAACGCUUAUGUUGAUUGAGAGUGCCAAGGAUUCUCUGUGCUUCAGUGUCACUCAUUACAAGCAUCCCAAACAACCUCAUUCUGUCCAGGCUAGGACGGUGGAGGAGAAAAAAUUAUGGGCUCAUCAUAUUAAACGGCUCAUUCUAGAGAAUCAUCAGGCUGUGAUACCACAAAAGGCAAAGGAAGCAAUCUUGGAGAUGGAUUCUAUUUACAAAAAGUAUAGGUACAGCCCUGAGAGACUCAAAAAGGCUGUGUCAUGCCAGUCAGAGGACUUUUCUAACUCUAGACAAGGCCGGAGACAGUCAGAUGGUCUACUACUUCAUCUUCCAACAGAACCAUCUGAAGAGAUCCUAAAGAACACUGAAGUAAUACUAAAGCAUUCUGACAGUGAGGGGGCAUUGGACGUUGACAGGUGGCCUUUACAAGCCUCUGCCAGCAUAAGCACUCAUGGCUUAUGUGAGUCUUCAGCUGAGAAGCCUGUUGCACAAGAAGAAUACUCUCCUGAAGCCCUGAUUCCCAGUGAUAAUGAGGAGCCCAUCCAUAGCUCGCCGUCUCUGAAGGCCAGAUUAAUGCAAGAGGAUGGGGAUGAAGCAGAAGGAGAGGGAAGUGACUCUGACGAUAUUCUAAUGGAGGACAACCAGGUAGCUGACUUUGCCAGUUCAAUGUUGGCUGCCAUUUCCUGCUGGCACUAUAGAGCCAGAGCUUUGCUUUCCAUGGACUUCACAACGGAUGAAGUGGGGUGUGAGGACACUGGGAACAAUUUUAAACAAGAAAAUGGCCCAUCAGUUGAACAGGUGGAGGCAUAUUUUAUGAAUGAAAAAUAUAUCUCGGAACAGGACAAAUCACAAAACCUGGAAAUAACCUCUUACUGGGGUUCCACUGAGAAAUUGAAGCCAGAUGUGUUUUGUGAUCCAGAGUCCAUAGAGAUGGACAAACAGGUCCCAAAUAUUCAGGAUCUCGAGUCUGCAAGAGACAAAGAUGAUCGGAAAGGUUCUAAAGAAGAGGCCUCAUCUCUGUUACAGCAGGAAGACACUCCUGGUGAUUCUUCAGAGGAAGAGGAGGAUGUAGAAGAGAAACCAGACUCCACUAGCAUCCUACCAUCAUCUGUGCUUGAUAAGGCCAGCACCAUUGCUGAACACUUUGUCUGUAGUGCACGGCGUAGUAGCAUCAGCCCAGAUGAAAUGCGCUCCCUUGGUUGCGUAUCUCCACAUCUACCCAGCAGGACCGGGAGCUCUCUAAGUCUAGGAGAUGCCCAUGAGCGUCAGCAUCACCUUGCUACCACCUGCUCUGAGUCACAUGGAAUACCACUGACCCAGGAAGCCCUUGCAUCAGCAAACUUCAUGAUCGGGUCAUCAGGGGAGGACAGUCUUUUUGACUCAGAUCGAAGCAUCUACAGAAGAAGGGAUUCAGUGCUUUCCAGGCAAGACAAACUACUCAUUGACAAGAUUAGGAGCUACUAUGAGAAUGCAGAACACCAGGAUGCUACAUUUAGCCUAAAGCGUAGAGAGAGCCUCACUUACAUUCCAAGUGGGCUUGUUAGAAAUUCUGUUAGUCGUUUUAACAUCAUUCCUAAAGAUAAAGGCCUUGCCCUAGAGAAGACCGCCAGUACAUCUGGACCUGUUAAAGCUCAUACCACACUCACAGAAUCUCUCUUGCUUACAUCGGCUCUAUCAGAGACCAAUGCAAAUCCAGCCUCCCUGGAACAACCUGUUAUCAGUGCUUACACAGAUUUUACUAGGCAUGACGAAAACGGAGACCUGUUUGACUCUGAUGUAGAUAGUUCCAUUAAACCUCAGUCUAUAGAUGGGAGUCAUGAGGAAGAGGUUUUCCGUCCCUCCUCUGAGAUGAUCAAAGUCUGGCAAGAUAUGGAGAAAGAGGUCACUAGAUGUCAAGGGGACUUCAAAGAACUGAGGCCCAGAGAAAGUCCUUAUUUUAGAGGGACCAGUCCCAGCCUCUCCAGGAAGGAUCCAAGCCAGAGAAGAAAGACAGAAGCCAAAGGCUGCGAUGGAUUGAUUAUAUUUGAAGAUUUAGACCUGAGCACUAUCAGAGAGGAGUCCUCUACACCAUUACCUUUUAAGGAGAAGGAAAACUGUGCAACCAGUGAGAAUGAUGUCAUCAGACCCAGACAAUGGGAGGAUGAAGGAAGACCCCUUAGAGCUCUAGCCUCCCGAGUUAUCCAGUUGAGAGCAGAAACUGAAGAGGAUAGAGAAACAGGAAAUCAGUCAGCUGAAGAUGCAGAUUCAUCCCAAAACAAAGUUUUCAGUCUUGCAAGGAAAUACAGUCAACGCUUUAAGUACACACAACCAAUGUUGAGACAGAGGAGUCAGGAGUCAGGAGAUACAUGGUUGGCUAAGAGGAACCUGCUUUCGGUGUUGGAAGAAAAGCCAGAGAAGGAGACCAAAGGUCAAGCAGACUUGAUGCUCUCCAUCGCUCCAUAUGACCAGCCUGAUUACGAUGGGGAUCAAAAGGCCCAGAUUAUGACUCCCAGCCCAGACUACACUUCUAAUUCUGUCAGUAGCCCAAAGGUCUUGUCCCCACACCUGUCCCAUUGCAGGAGUCCUCUUAGUCCACCACCUGAGAGCUUCAACUGGCCAGACGUUCGUGAGCUUUGUUCAAAAUAUGCACACCUCGGAAGCUCGUCUGCUCAGCCACCAGUAGGCCAAAGUCAUUCUGUGGAAGAAAGGAUGUUUGACGGCAGUUCUAGAAGACAUUCUAGCUGCUCUUCUAGCCGCUUAGUCGCCUCUAAUGGUUCCACAGACUCUUCAGUUUACAAGUUUUAUCCAGGAAGGGAUACAGGAGAAUUGCUGACUCAGACCCAGCGUGCAGGUUCUCUGGACCAAAAAUUGAGUAGUUUGUACUUGAGUGAUCUGCAUAGUCUUCAGAGUAAAAAUGCCAGCAGUGGCUUCUUUAUCUCCGCUCAAGCUACCCUUUCAAAUGAGGAGAAUAUAAUUGUGGUUGAGAAAGUACCUGAGGUUACACCGCCAGUAGAGAUGGACCAGCCUACACAAGAGUGCAAGAAACAGGAAAUAACAACAGAUGGAACAGAUGACCGCUACGUCCAAAUUCGUUCGCCAACAUCUCGUGAGAAGAUCUCAAUCAUGGCUGUCAUUGACCGCUGUCGGGCAUAUCAGGAGUCAGAGGAAUACCGUUUGAGGGAAGAUGGAGGAUCUAAGACAGAACAGUUACCUAAGAUUGAGAGGUGCAAAAAAAUUGAGAAAGCUUCAUCCUAUAGUGAACACUUAGACAAUGCUGUUAAAAAUGCACUGGAUUCUGACAAAAAGGCUGAUUCUAGUCAACACAGUGUUGUCAAGAAUCUCCGAGAAAAAUUCCAAAACAUAAGAUAAAAUCACUUGUUUUAAGACAAAUAUGUAUGGGCAGCACAUAUCAUGCUGAAGUCACCUCUAAUGGCUCCACAGACUGUUCAGUUAACAGCUUUUAUCCAGGAAGGAUAAAACAGAAAUCUUCUGGCAAAUUGAAACCUCAAAACUAAUAUUCUUUACAUUUUGCAUGCUAUUUUACUGGUAUUUUGCACACUGUAUGAUCAUGUAGCCUACUGAUAUUGAGAAACCUGUGGAUUUUUAAUGGUCUGAAUGUCAGGCAGAAAGUGUAAAUAUUGUUGUACAUUUUUUGUUGUACAUGCAUUCUUUCUGUUGUACCAUUUACAUACUUGAUAUAGUAGAUAUACAUAUAUGUAUUUGGUAGUCAUUUUACAUAAAUGACAUACUUGUUUAUAAAUAUUUAUACAUUUUGGGUAAGGUAUUUCAAUGAAUGUCAUAUUUGAUCUAAAGAUUUCUUUAGCAAGGGAUAAAGUCUAGUCUAUACUACAAAAUAAGCCCUGGCAGAGUAGUGUAAUUCAGUUAAAAUAUAAAUGUAA
Molecule: messenger RNA, 5264 nt
Organism: Sinocyclocheilus rhinocerous
Lineage: Eukaryota; Metazoa; Chordata; Actinopteri; Cypriniformes; Cyprinidae
Product: pleckstrin homology domain-containing family G member 3-like
Exons: 21
Coding region: 196-4734 (1512 amino acids)
Biological process (GO): regulation of establishment of cell polarity
Molecular function (GO): guanyl-nucleotide exchange factor activity; small GTPase binding
Source: RefSeq, a predicted model, not a curated record